Scatophagus argus is the source of this 1838-nucleotide messenger RNA. RefSeq names its product espin-like protein. Gene Ontology annotation, cellular component: cytoplasm. Gene Ontology annotation, molecular function: actin filament binding. The transcript is spliced from 3 exons. Gene Ontology annotation, biological process: actin filament bundle assembly. The record is from RefSeq and is a predicted model, not a curated record. NCBI's taxonomy places the organism in Eukaryota, Metazoa, Chordata, Actinopteri, Scatophagidae. Bases 1 to 1782 code for a protein of 593 amino acids.
AUGACACCACCCCGUGCACACCACUUGAAGCUUGACAGUGAGCUGUUGUUGGAGAAGGUACCGAUAGUCGAUGUGAUCCUCGCUGACAUCGACUCCCUGGUGCCUACUCAUGAUGAAGCUGGUCGGCCCAUAGCUGAGUGGAAACGACAGGUGAUGGUGCGGCAGCUACAGGUCAGGCUGCAGGAUGAGGAGGAACAAAGGAGACAGGACAUGACUAAUGGCUACGCACCAAUGGAUGGCUGGAAGUACUCCCAAGCUCACAAUGCAGUCCUAGGGCCAUUUGGUGAGCUCCUAACAGAGGAUGACCUGGUGUACCUACAGCAGCAGAUUGAGACUGUUUCACUGCAGAAGCGCUGCCAGGCCUAUGAGCUAGAGCUGACCAGGCUGACCGAGGAGCUGAGGUCGAUUUUACCCGAUCCAAUUGUCAACAUCUCCCUUAACAAAGAGGUCCUACAACAGAUGGACACAGAGGGAAAAAUGCAACUGACUUUGCCAGGGUGGUGCAGUCGUGUCUCAGAGAUUGUUAAGAGUAUGUCACUGCUGGUGGCUAAUCUGACCCAGACCACAGAAGGAGGUGAGAAGAGAAUAGUGGAAGGCAUGAUGGAGGAGAUGAAGGGUUUGCAGGGUGUAAGAGAUAGUUUAGGAAUUGAUUUAGGCCAGGGAUUGGUGCAGCAAAGCAAAGAGACAGUGCCAGCACACAGUGAGACCUCUAGUGGAUGUAGGAUUCCUCAUAUAGGGAUGGCGUCAGCUUUUAGCCAUCGUCUAGAGACUAACAGCUACAGCAGAGCACGGAGGGAAAGGGUGGAGAGGGAGAUCCAACAGUCCGGGGUGUCUGUCAGAGACCUAAGAUCCAACUUUGAAGGUCAGAUUGGUGGGAUUUAUCCCUUUGCUGGGGUUGUGAAAGGAGGUCAGGUAAGGUUUGGAGCCUCAGGAGUGAACAAUCAGAAUGCCAACAGAGGCCUCGGCUGUGAGGUGAGCCACUGUGAAAAAAACUUUCCUGUGAUGGAGACAACCAGCUUGAGGAAAGAACGUAUAGUCGUGCUUUUUCUGAGUCACUGGAAGAAAUCUGCAUAUGCUAUUUCAGUUAGAGCAGAGAAGCAGAGACAGGGACAGGAAGUAGUGUCAGGGAAAGUAACGAGAGCAUCACCCCCACACAAAAUCACUUCUAUGUUUCAAUUCUGCCAACAACGAGGUGCUGUGGACAAGAUACUUAACUCCUGGAAGAAUAAAUUAGAACUCAAAGAUGUGCACAACUCUUGUUUGUCCUCCACUAACUCCUCUCAAAAUCCACUACCUCGGCAAACCUACUCCCCGGAGCAAUUCCUGCCAGACGUGGAUGGUGUUGCAGUGAGCCACGAUAGCUUGACCCUUGACCUCUUCAUGCUGGGAUAUUUCCACAUUUUAGAACAGGAGCUUUCGCCUGUUGAGAGGAAGAUGAGGCACCUCCUCUGCUUUGAAGUGUUUGACCAUGUGGGCAGUUUCCCCUGGGAAACAGUGAGGGACUUCCACAAGGCUGUUCUCCAGGAAAUCCAGGCUGAGAGGCGACAGUGGAGCGAUGGCUUCGAAGACAUCAAAGUCCGCUUUUUUGGUGACUCAAGACCGUGUCGCUGUCCAGAUUCCAGAUAUGUACCCAAAGUUAUAGUUCAAACUGCUACUCCAGAUGAGUCUUGCAGUGGCACAGACUUCUCCUGUUUCAACAACGAAGACAUCUGUAAAUACAUUGACCGGAGCUUUGCUUUCUGGAAAGAGAAGGAGGCAGAGUUGUUUGAUUUUGAACAUUAGUAUCAAGGUUAAAUUUCACAGUUUUGCACAAAAUUAUGAUAUGUUGGUGUGUUUAU